Colletotrichum navitas is the source of this 1332-nucleotide messenger RNA. Its product is annotated as histidine acid phosphatase. The record is from RefSeq and is a predicted model, not a curated record. Bases 1 to 1332 code for a protein of 443 amino acids. Lineage: Eukaryota; Fungi; Ascomycota; Sordariomycetes; Glomerellales; Glomerellaceae. The transcript has a single exon. Gene Ontology annotation, molecular function: acid phosphatase activity.
AUGCUCUGCGCACCCUUAUGUGUUUGCCAAUGUAUAAGACUAACAGUGCAAAAAAGCUCAAUUGGUGGUCAGGCAUUUGUUACUUCCCAUUUCUGGGGUCACUUCUCUCCUUUCUUCCCGGUGCCGUCAGAGAUCAAGGCUGCCACACCUCCUGGCUGCCAGAUCACCUUCGUACAAAGCCUGACGCGGCACGGCUCUCGAAAUCCAACUGCCGCCAAGAUAUUAGAGUAUAAGGCACUUAUUCAACGCAUAAAGAAGAGUGUCUCCCACUACGGCAAGGGCGUUGAGUUUAUUCACACCUACGACUUAACCCUUGGUGCAGACCAGCUCACACAAUUCGGCAAGAAGGAAUCUUUUGACUCUGGGAGAUCCUUCUACGAACGGUACCAAGCUCUGGCCGGCCAAAAUGAUCCGUUUAUCAGAACUAUUGGCGAAAACCGUGUAGUCGAGUCGGUUUCUCUUUGGAAACGCGGUUUCUAUCAUUCUAUGAACGAUAACAAGCCGCAUGAUACCACCGGGCAUAUUCAUAUUAUCCCUAAGACAAAGGGGUUCAACAACACCCUAAACCACGGCUUGUGCAGAGCUUUUGAGAAAGAUUACGCUACUCGCGCCAAGGAAGCGCAGUCUUCAUGGCUCUUAAAAUUCACGCAGCCUAUCACAUUAAGGCUAAAUAAAGUACUUCCUGGGGCACAUCUCACAGCUACUGACACUGUUUACUUAAUGCAGCUAUGCCCAAUGAACACGGUGGUUAACGGUAUAAAGUCAGAAUUUUGUAACCUCUUUACAGCAGAGGAGUGGAUGAACUACGAAUACUACGAGACACUCGGCAAAUACUAUGGCUGGAGUUACGGUAACCCGCUAGGGCCAACGCAAGGAGUGGGCUUCACUAAUGAACUCAUUGCGCGGUUAACGCAGCAGCCAGUAGUCGACCAUACAUCAACCAAUUCAACGCUCACUAGAGAUCCAGCAACAUUUCCACUUAAUAAGAAGAUAUACGCCGACUUUACUAGGGGUAACACUAUGGUGGCUAUCUAUAGCGCGAUGGGACUAUAUAAAGAUAUCCAACCGCUAAGUAAGACAAGAAGAACAUCAGCAGUAGAAGCCGGGGGGUUCCAAACUAGCUGGUUAAUUCCAUUUGCAUCGCGUAUGUAUGUGGAGAAGAUGAAGUGCGACAAGACAGACGAGGAGAUGGUUCGGGUGCUGGUCAAUGAUCGAGUAAUGCCACUAUCUGGAUGCGGCGCUGACAAGCUAGGCCGGUGUACGUUAGGGCGGUUUGUAGAGAGUAUGAAGUUUGCAAGGCGUGGAGGGCACUGGAACAAAUGUUUUGACUAA